AUGAAGUACACUGUCGCCUCCCUUCUCAGCUCCGCAGCCCUGGUGGCUGCCCACGGCUACGUCGAGAACGCUACGAUCGGCGGCGAGGCCUACACCUUCUACCAGCCCUACCAGGACCCUUACUCCAGCCCUGCCCCCGACCGUGUCUCCCGUGCCAUCCAGGGCAACGGCCCCGUCGAGGACCUCACCAGCAUCGACAUCCAGUGCGGUGGCUACACCGCCGGUGGCGUUGAGGGCUCCAAGCCCGCCAAGCUCGAGGCCAAGGCUGCCGCCGGCUCCGAGGUCACCCUGAACUGGACUCUCUGGCCCGAGUCCCACGUCGGUCCUACCAUCACCUACAUGGCCAAGUGCCCCGACGCCGGCUGCACCGACUACCUCCCCGGCACCGAUGCCGUUUGGUUCAAGAUCCAGGAGAGUGGCCGUGAGGGCACCUCCAACACCUGGGGUGCUACUCCUCUCAUGAAGGCUGGCAACCCCGGUGUCACCUACACCAUCCCCGAGUGCAUUGAGGCCGGCCACUACCUCGUCCGCCACGAGAUCAUCGCCCUCCACUCUGCCUACUCCUACCCCGGUGCCCAGUUCUACCCGGGAUGCCACCAGAUCGAGGUCACCGGCUCCGGUAGCACCGCUCCCUCCAACCUCGUCGCCUUCCCCGGUGCCUACUCCAAGACCGACGCCGGCAUCGUCUACGACGCCUACAAGGCCCAGGAGUACACCGUUCCCGGCCCUGCCCUCUUCUCCUGCUCUGGCUCCGGCUCCGGCUCCGGUUCCGGCUCUGGCUCCGCCCCUGCUUCCUCUGCCGCCCCCGUCGCUACCUCCGCCGCCGCCUCCUCUGCUCCCGCCGCUACCUCCGCUCCGGCUGCCACCUCUGCCGCCGCCGCCACCACCUCUGCUGCUGCUGCCCCCAGCGCCACCUCUGUUGGUGCCGCCGAUGAGGAGGAGGACUGCCCCGUCGAGACUCCCACUGCCACUUCCGCCGCCGCUGUCACCCAGGCCGAUGUCAGCCCUACCCAGGCCGCCGACGAGGAGGACGACUGCCCUGCCGAGACCACCGCCGCCCCCGUUGUCUCUGCCACCCCCACCCCCACUCAGGCUGCUGACGACGAGGAGGACUGCCCUGCCGAGUCUACUGCCGCCCCUGUCGCCUCUGCCACCCCUACCCAGGCCGCCGAUGAGGAGGACGACUGCCCCGCUGAGUCCGAGGCCCCUGUUGCCUCUGCCACUCCCACCCAGGCUGCCGACGAUGAGGAGGACUGCCCCGUCGAGACCCCCGUUGCCAAGCGCAUGUCUUUCCACGAGCGCCGCUCUGCUUAG
Messenger RNA from Colletotrichum karsti, 1314 nucleotides. RefSeq lists its product as uncharacterized. The transcript has a single exon. The record is from RefSeq and is a predicted model, not a curated record. Bases 1 to 1314 code for a protein of 437 amino acids. NCBI's taxonomy places the organism in Eukaryota, Fungi, Ascomycota, Sordariomycetes, Glomerellales, Glomerellaceae.